UGGGCGGCGCCUCGUGUCUUGACAGACCGCUGGCGUUGCCUGACAGAAUGGUUUGCAGAUAAAGGAGUUCCCCCCCAAUCAGUGAUUAUUCGUGAACAGAACACGAAUUUGGUCAACUUCGAGAAUACACAUAUUUCAGACUGCAACAGAGUACCAGAGGAAUCAUCAGUGCAGAAGUUCAAGGAGGCGUACCGUCAACACUAGGGUUCAGGAUCUUUAAUCUUCCGUUUCUCCAUCAUUUUGUGCAGCGACUGCCACUGAGUGGAGGUGAAUAAGCAUACAGCCCGACCAUGCUCACAUCACGGGGAGAUUCAGAGUGUAGAACACGCAGAAGCCUCGGUGUAGGAAGGGUUGCCUCGUGACUGGCCACCCUCAAGCGAGAGGGAAAGAGAUCGACAAGUCACUGCGACAGACCGGGAACGACUAGGAAAGACAAAAUCCACCUUUAAAGCCAGCCCAGCUUCUCAAACCUCCGUUCCUUUCCCCAUUCCUAUCCGAGGCGAGUUACUGUAUGUACGCACCUCUGCCUGGAUUGAAACGGCAGUGAGUGAGGCACGCCGGCCCCGGGGUCCCCGCGCUUCGUUGAGAGAAUCGCUGAAAUGAGAUGAGGCUCAGAAAUGGAACGGUUGCCACUGCUAUCAUUUUCUUCACGUCGUUUCUCAGCCUGUCUUGGUACACAGCCUGGCAGAAUGGCAAAGAGAAGUUGGUAGCGUACCAGAGGGAGUUCCAUGCCCUGAAAGAGCGCCUCCGUGUGGCUGAGCACCGGACCCUGCAGCGCUCCUCAGAGCUCAACAACAUCCUGGAGCAGUUCAGACGGGCCAUCGCUGAGACCAACGGCAGCAAGGACGCUCUCAUCAACUUCUCAGAUGAGACACAGAAGUUGCUGAAGGAGCUGGCCAGUAGGAAGCCCCUUCAGGUGCCGAACAUCUACCACCAUAUGCCUCACCUGCUCAACAAUGAGGGCAGUCUGCACCCCGCUGUCCAGGUGGGCAUGGGCCGCACUGGAGUCUCCAUGGUGAUGGGUAUUCCUACCGUAAAGCGGAAAGUGAAGUCGUACCUGGCCGAGACUCUGCACUCGCUCAUCGACAAGCUAUCACCUGAGGAGAAACUCGACUGUGUCAUCAUAGUCUUCGUUGGAGAGAUGGACACGGAAUACGUCCAUAGCGUGGUUACUGGACUGGAGAAAGAGUUUUCUACAGAGUUCAGUUCAGGUCUGUUGGAGCUGAUCUCUCCUCCUGCCAGCUACUACCCAGAUCUCAAAGAACUCAAGGAGACUUUUGGAGACUCCAGAGAGCGGGUCAGAUGGCGGACCAAGCAGAAUCUGGACUAUUCCUUCCUCAUGAUGUAUGCUGUGAGCAAAGGAGUCUACUAUGUCCAGUUGGAGGAUGACAUUGUGGCCAAGCCCAACUACUUUGCCACCAUGAAGAACUUUGCCUUGCAGCUCUCCUCCGAGGACUGGAUGAUCCUCGAGUUCUCCCAGCUCGGCUUCAUCGGUAAGAUGUUCCAGGCUCCAGAUCUCAAUCUGAUCGUAGAGUUUAUCUUCAUGUUCUAUAAGGAGAAGCCCAUUGAUUGGCUACUGGACCACAUCCUCUGGGUCAAAGUGUGUAACCCGGAGAAAGACGCAAAGCACUGUGAGCGGCAGAAGUCGAGUCUGCGUGUGCGGUUCAGGCCUUCUCUCUUUCAACAUGUGGGGCUACACUCCUCUCUGGCUGGAAAGAUCCAGAAACUCACUGAUAAGGACUUCCUGAAACCCUUGCUCCAUAAAAUCCACGUGAACCCGCCUGCUGAGGUGUCCACGUCUCUCAAGGUGUACCAGGGCCACACGCUGGACAAGACCUACCUGGGAGAAGACUUCUUCUGGGCCAUCAACCCUACUGCUGGAGACUACGUCCUCUUCAAGUUCGACAGGCCCGUCAGCAUAGAGAGGUUCCUGUUCCGCAGUGGGAACCAGGAACACCCUGGGGACAGGAUAGAGAACACCACCGUAGAGAUAUUGCCCUUCUUGGAAACUGGACCAAAGACUAAAGAGAAGUACAAGCGAACUGAAGACCGCUACUACAAAAUCGGUCAGUUUGAGAAGGGUGUGGCAGAGGGGGCUGUAGACGCCUCCUUCAACCCGGUGGUGGCGCUGCGUCUCUCUGUCAUCAAAGACUCUGCUGUCUGGGCCAUCCUCAGCGAGAUCCACAUAAAAAAGCUACCAGGCUGACAUAAGGCGGGGGGCCACAAUCCUGGUCCCCGGCCCCGGGGUGCUCGCAGACGCGCCUAACACUUGCUGACCAGGGGCCCUCUGGCAACCAGCAGUGACAUCCUCAGAGCUCACCAGAGCCACUACUCUCAGGGCUUCUGUCUGAGGACACUCAUUCAAUCUGUCUCUCGCUCACUUGCUCUCACUCUUGCUCUCCUUCUCUAUCCUUUUGCGUAAAUGUGAAUACUACUGUAAAAAAAAAAGAGACAUUUUAAAGUAUCAGAAGGAAUUGGGUGUGUCCUGCAGAAUUCCGUUCCCAGCUCUGACAGUUGAGGUAACUGUGUGUUACACAGAGGGCUUGUGACUCGGAGAGACUGACCUGAGGGGCUGAUGUCACCCAAACACUGGUGCAAAGUAGGUGCUCACUGCUCCAUGUGCUCUCAACCAUCUCUGGUCUGGUCAGCUGGGGAAUUGCACUGUCACUGGAGCCAUAGAGCCCCCUGCUGGUGACUGAAGGAUGUAUAUUAGUCUCAUGGACCUGUUGCUUUUUGUUGUGUUCUUGCUAAACAGCAAGUAAUAGACCAAGUAAGGUGUCAGUCAUCUUAUGGUGGUGGAUAACUGCCUUUGUCCCUUUCUCCUCAGCUCUUCUUUUGAGGGAAUGAUGGCAAACAAAGCGGAAAACAAAAUGUGGUUCCAGUAUCUUUAAAGUGACAUGUCUGCCAGACUAUCUCUUGAUGAAGAAUGCUCUGGGUAAAAGUAACCUGUAGGCGCAGAUCUAGGAUCAGUCUUCCUGUCCCGGUCCCAACCCUAAUCAUUCUAGGGCAAAAACCUACAUUACCUAAGAGCUGUGUCUGGGACAGUUUAUUCCUAUUCAUUAUUAAAUGAAUAAUCUUGGUGACUGAAGGAAACCAUAUUUAUCGUUCUACUUCGUUUGACAGGAAGCCAGGCUGAAAGAUGUCCUUUUAGUGGUAAACCAAUCAGACUUUGGCCUCGACUUUGCUUACCUGAAGGGAUAUUUCUAUAUUGAUGAUAUUAUUACUACUAUGACAAUGAUCUAUGAAGGUGAAUUAAUUUAUUUGAAAUAAAUCCUUAAUUUGUACAAGAGGUUAAAAGUCAGAAUUUGUAUUUUAUAUUCUGUGAAGACUUUAUACUACGGUAGUUGAUAUGUGCCUGCACCUGCUCUUUUUGUUCCGAAAAUGAAUCAUUGUUUUCACAGUGCGGCUUGGCGUUCCAUGUUCUCUUGUCUGCUGGUUGGUUCAGAUAGAGGUUGGCUCCAACUGCUGGUCCAGUCUGUUUUUGGAUGACCUUUCCUAGACAGUCAAAGUUAAAAUGAGAGAUGUCAGAACAGUCCUUGAAGCUAGAACCCUUAAUUGAAACAUUAAGUUGAACCUGCUUCUGUUUUGGUAAAAAAUAAUAAUAAUAUAAGGCAGAGAUUGGCCUGAAGAAAUGUAACCACUCUCAAAUUCACAGUGGACUGACCAUCCAAUAUAUCAAAAUGAUAGAUGUAACCAAGGCUAUACAGAGUUUGUUUACUAACAUUGGAGUAAAACCAGCUUAUUUGGGUUCUGAGGGGGUAUGACUGUUGAACCAAGUUCAAUGAGAUGAUAUUAUUCACGAAUCAAUGGGUGUGUAUUUAUAAUUCCAAAAAUGGAUGAAGCAAGUUUAAGCCAGAGAUGCUGACCGAGGCUUGUGCUAGAUCAGACCCAAGUGCCUUUAAAAUCCUGCUCAUCCGAGAUGAAGCAGAACUUCCUGAAUGGCUCUGUUCCAAACCCUUCACUCCCUCCCUUUCCUUUACCCUACAUAGGGGGGUGUUGACUCGCCCUUGGAGGUUUUAAAUGCUAUAGGUCCUUACAGAAUACAUGAUACUUGCUUGACAGAUGGCUACACGGGUAGUGGUUCCACCAUUUAUUUUAUACAUUUAUUUAACUAGGCAAGUCAGUUAAGAACAAAUUCUUAUUUUUAAUGACUGCCUAAGAACAGUGGGCUAACUGCGUUGUUCAGGGGCAGAACGACAGAUUUGUACCUUGUCAGCUCGGGGAUUUGAACUUGCAACCUUUCGGUUACUUUGUCCAACAUUCUAACCACUAGGCUACGCUGCCGGCCCCGCACCAUAAAUAACCACCAAUUAUACAGUGUGCCCCAUGUUUACCGUCAACAAUGGGGAAUAUAUAUUUUGGGGACAUUAUUAAAUUGUAUUUUCUGUAAAUUGACGAUCAAAUGCUAUUUAGAAAGUUGCACUGAAUUUGUUUAAUGUUCUAUACUUGUUUUUGUUGGUGUGCUCUCAUUUACCAUCUCCAAUUGAUGUCAUUUCACACUUCUGACAUCCUAACCCAUUAGAACUCAGUUCUAACCCAUGUGAUGCCUGAAUCUGUCCAAUCUGAGACUGCUGGUAGUUAGUUGUUGGACAGGAUGUCGACUGCUGUACUUUUUCUGUGCCGUCUUGUUGCAGAGGGCUGCAUGCAGACAGCCAGGCUCCACUUGGAGUGGUGCCUUAUUCACUCUGUAGAUAUACAGAAAAGCACAUUGCAUUGUCUAAAUGCCCUACAUGCUCGUUGCCUCAUUUCAGGAUAGGUCAAAACUGGUUUCCAUGAGAUGUUUAUACAGAAAUCCAUCCACGUUUGAGAAGAUAGUGAUCGGUUUAUUUGAGGGUGCUAUUUUAAAUGUCAGAUGUGCAUGCACACACACGUCCAAUUCUAAAUAGCCCCCUAGCCCCAACCCCUCAGCACUUAAUGUUGAUCUAGAAGGGUUGGACAGCUAUAAGGAACAAAUCUCAUCUACACUAUAAGAGAGCAGGGUGGUGCUAUUGCGAAAUCCUACCCAAUCUUUUUUUUUUUUGUCCAUGCUAGGUUACAGACUAGGGGUCGAUACAGCCCCACAGUGGAGGUGUCAUACUACCCAUAAAACCUAGCUGUCAAACAGGGAAAUAGUUCCAAAUGUUUUCCUACCUUAAUUCUCCCCAUAGGGGAUUCUAGAAACACUUAAAGGGUUGUGUUUCGUUGUAGGCUUACCCUGGUGUGAUAUUUUGAUAGCCAUGUAAAUUCCUCUCGUCCAAUGAUUUUUUUUCAAUGUAUUUAGGCUCGAUUUACUUUGAAAUUUGAAAAUAAUUAGCGUCAAAACAGACAUCACACAAAACUACAAAUCCCUGCAAGCUUCCUGCAUGUCAUCUCUAGCUGAUACCCUUUGCUAAGAGGUGUUGUGUAAAUGUCAAACUUGCACAAGACCGUUCAGAGUUGUCCAUUUUAAAGAAAUUAAUCAAAUUUAUUCAUUACUACAUUUAGCUAACAUUAGUUAAUCCAGAGAGCCUUACCUUUGACUCGAGUCUCUUCCAGAUCAUGGCAUUUGUAACUCUUUAUGUUGGCUACAUUAGCAGCUAAUUAGCGUUUCAAUUUUGGGGGUAAACAUACAAGCAAAUAUAUUGAUAUGUCACCUUGUCCUAGAGAUAUUUACACUGUUAUCAAAAUGUCAUGUCAGGGUAAGCCUACACAGCCCUUAGUGUUUCUAAAAUCCCCUAUGGGGAAAAAUCAUUGGAGCAAUUUCCAUGUUUGACUGCUAGUUUUUAUGGCUAUUAUGACUCAUACUGUGGUACUUUUGGGAUUUGGGCAAAACUUUCAAAAGCUGCACACCUUGUACCACGUUUGCUUGUUUGUAAAUGUUUGUUAUUGAUGGUGUGAUUUGAUUGGUCAACCAAUCCCCUUUGCAUGGAGCUGGCCCUUCCCCUGAGCCCCCUGGUCAAACCAGAUCCUUGCUCACACCUGGGGCUCAUGUAAAGAGUGCAACAUUCUAAAACCUUCAGAUAGAAAUGUAUUAUUUAGAUCUGAUACUCUAGAACUGCAAAUCUAUAUGCCAGAUCUAUACAUUACUUUGCCAGAGCUUUGCAGAUAAAUGUAUUUGCGACUUCCUGUAUGAACUCGUGCCAUUCAUGUGGAGGAUGGCUGGGGCAGAGGGGAACGCAAACUGUGGGUGUGCCUCAGUAGUUUAAAUUGGGUUCCUUUCAUCUUUGUAUUUUGCCCUUCAUCCACGCUUAUCGAAGACUGUAUAUAAAAGCAAUAUGGAGGAUGCCUGCCUAGACCCUAGGAGUGGAUGAAGGAUAGACUAUUGAGACAGCCAGGCUCUCCCACCCCUGCCUGUCUCCACCUACUCCCCAUCAGUCCAUGUGCCUUCAUGUACAUUAGUAUGUCUGCCUCUGCUUUUGACAUGGAUGUACAUUCUCAUCGUUUUAAAUAAAUCAAAUUUGUUGAAACAA
Messenger RNA from Oncorhynchus gorbuscha (pink salmon), 6428 nucleotides. RefSeq names its product alpha-1,3-mannosyl-glycoprotein 4-beta-N-acetylglucosaminyltransferase A-like. The coding region runs from base 605 to 2206 and encodes 533 amino acids. Gene Ontology annotation, cellular component: endoplasmic reticulum; Golgi stack; endoplasmic reticulum-Golgi intermediate compartment. Gene Ontology annotation, biological process: protein N-linked glycosylation. Lineage: Eukaryota; Metazoa; Chordata; Actinopteri; Salmoniformes; Salmonidae. The record is from RefSeq and is a predicted model, not a curated record. Gene Ontology annotation, molecular function: acetylglucosaminyltransferase activity. The transcript is spliced from 17 exons.